CUGCCUUUGUGCCCCCCUAACGGCGGCCGCGGGCCCCUCCCGGCCGGGCGGCCCCGAGGCAGCGGCAGGAAGGCGAGGGCAGGCUUCGUGGGGAAAACACCCAUCUUCCGGAGUCUGUUCGGUCUUUAAUUUUAACCUUUACGUCGUUAUUUGUACUCAAAAGAGCGGUUCAAAGUUAAUUCCGGGCUCAGGCUGCCCGGCGAGGGACCGCUGGCAGGGUGGAUGGCGCUAAUGGGGAGGCGAUCGUUUGCUGCGGCCUUAAAAAGCUCCCCGAGGAACGAGGGGCAAUUGAGGUGCGCGCAGAACCUGGCAUUUUGCAAUUUCGCUUCGUAGACAACAACUGAAUGAACUUCGGUCCCUCCCCUUGGGGACAAAGACGAGCGGCAGUCGCUCUUCCAAAACCUUCAAACCAAAGAAGAAUAUUCCAGAGGGUUCUCACCAGUACGAGCUGCUCAAACAUGCCGAGGCCACGCUUGGAAGUGGUAACCUCCGGAUGGCUGUUAUGCUUCCAGAGGGUGAAGACUUAAAUGAAUGGGUUGCAGUUAACACCGUUGACUUCUUCAACCAGAUCAAUAUGCUUUAUGGAACCAUCACGGACUUCUGCACGGAGGAGAGUUGCCCGGUGAUGUCUGCUGGCCCAAAGUACGAGUACCACUGGGCAGAUGGGACAAACAUAAAGAAGCCAAUCAAGUGCUCUGCACCAAAGUACAUAGAUUACCUGAUGACUUGGGUCCAGGAUCAGCUGGAUGAUGAAACGCUAUUUCCUUCUAAAAUAGGCGUACCGUUCCCAAAGAAUUUCAUGUCAGUGGCAAAGACGAUUUUAAAGCGUCUCUUCAGAGUUUACGCUCACAUUUAUCACCAGCACUUUGAUCCAGUUAUCCAGCUACAGGAAGAGGCACAUCUUAACACUUCUUUCAAGCACUUUAUAUUUUUUGUUCAGGAAUUCAACCUUAUUGAUAGAAGAGAGCUUGCACCACUUCAAGAACUGAUUGAAAAACUCACCUCUAAGGACAGAUAAAAGGAAGAGGAUUUUUUCGAAGUCACUUGUUUCUUUAAGCGAGCGUGUGGUAUUUGUUUUUUGUUCAUUUGUUUUUUUAAAAACAAAACCCUGUGCUGUUAUUCCUGACAGCCAAGUUCUACUCUCUGUGCUUUUAUUAGGGGAAAUCUUUUGUCUGUUAGUGACAUGCAGUAAAUAGCCUUUUUUUUUUUUUGAUAGUUGUUAUUCAUUGUGGAAUUUUAGCAGGUGCUGACUGUUUGUAAAGGAAACAUGCUUGGUUGGGGGAUUGACUCUGCUGGUGGAUGGGUUCUGUAUUGUGUCAAUGGUAGCCCAUUCUCAUGAAGUCCCUUAAAGACUUCCUUACAUUCUCUAAGUGCCUUGGCAAACUCGCUUCUGAGGUGCAAAGCACAUACAAUACUGAACGUUGCUGGAAACAGAAAAUACGAACUAACACCCAAGACACUUACUGAUACUUGUUUUAGAAAAAAAAUAUAUAUAUACUUACACUAAAAAAGCCAUAACUUACUUAAAUCGAUGAUCUCCAGCUUUUAAUACGAAUAUUUGUCUUAUUUUUUUAGAGAUUAAUAUAGGAUUUUUCAAAAGUAGCUAUUUCUUAUAAAGAGAAGUGAUACGAACCUCUAGUCGCCAAAUCAAAAUGAUGAAGGAGGUGUCAAAAUUACAGAGAACUUGUGGUUAGCAAAUACUUACACGUCUGUUGCACUGUUUUUUGCUUUUUGUGGUUACUUUUUUGUAACAGGUGAGUACAAUACCAAGUUGGGUAGGGCACUUCUGUUAAGUUUCCUAGCGUUUGCCAAAUGAACCGUCAGUUUGCACAAAUACAGUUAGGGAAGAUAGUCAAUAGCAAAACUACACUGGAGUAAUACUAAGAAAAUCCUGCCUUUAAAAAUAACUAAUGAGAUGGUGUUUGUAAAUUAGGAAUAAAAAGCCCAGCUCCAUGGAGGAGGUCUGAUGGCCAGUGUUUUCUGUAAUAGGGAACAUAGCUUGAAGGGAAGGUAAUUUUGUGAACUGUUUAGGAUUUUCAUUAGCACAACAGUGUUCUCCCCCAUUUAAAAUUGCUGCCCAUCUCCAAAGAACUACAGAAGUUGGGAAAAGUAAUGGGAACAUACUGGUGAUUUUUAGUGGUUUGUAAUUUUGUAAGUGCAUCUGUUGUUUCUGAGAAAACCUAACUGAAAUGUGUCCUUCCCCCCACCUGUGUUAGCCUCUCUGCCUCCCUAGCUUUCUCUUGCCUCAAACCAGACAUGAGAAUCACCUGUGACAAGUUAACUUCUGGGGCUGUUGCAGACAAUGGCUUGGAAAUCUCUGCUGCAACUAUAUCAGUUGGGUUUCCCAUUGCAGAAGCCUAUAUGACUCUCCUCUCUGGUUCAUUUAUGGGUCUUGUCAAUGCUGCUGCAUUUGGGCUUCAAAUAAAUAUGCAUUAGGGUCUGCAGUGUGCUAUCCCAUGAUAUCACUAGUUGCCAGAUCUAAUACAGUAGGUGGUUAAGGUUGGCAGGCUUUUCUAGGUUGUGACUUUCCUAAAACACCAUUUUUAGAUCUGAGUAAUGUGUAUGUAUCAACUGACCCACGUAUACUACAUUGACUCUCAAACCUCAGAAAUUUACAGGUAAAGUCAUGGCAGAAAAGUUGAGCUUUUAUUUUGGGCACCUCUGCUUGACUGAAAGCGUUGAGUAAAGGAGAAAAUGCUGUGCAGCAGCCUGCAAAACAUCUAAGUGGCCAUUAGUAUAGACAGCUAAGAAGUAUUUAAGCACAAUAAUAAAUAUAUGUUCAUUUUGGAGACAAGAAUCGUUGAUUUUGAGUUAAAAUACUGUACUUCAAAAUCAUCAGAAGCUUAUUUUAAGAGCAAUAUUGUUCCUCAGUGGAGUUAAAUUACCUAGUCAGCAUGAGAAGCAGUUUAAACUUUUGUUACUUCUGUCUCUUUUUUUCUUACCAGACUGGAGAAUAGUUGAGAAGACCUAGUACUGAACAAGAAAAAUGGCCUUGUGUGCUUUUUUUCACAGCUUUUCAUUUAGAAAUGGAAACUGUUCUUCUUCUUGUAGAGUAGUGAAGAGUGGUCAUGCAGUAGUGUUCAUAGUGAAUUUAGGUUUGGUUACAGUAAAGUUAGAUACAGCGACUGCUUGCAAAACACCUGGAGUUUAGCAUAGGUAAUUCAGACAGCCCUUGGCUUCAUUAGAAGCUUUGCUAAAGUUCAAAAAAACAUAGAAUACAUUUUGUCUCCUUUGCAGGUCAAGGUCAAUGUCCAAUAGAAGCUGCUUAUAAGUUAAGGACAAGGGAAAAUUUCACUUACUCUGUUUCAGCUUGUGUCUACACAGAAUGAAGACAUUUUCCUAAUAUGUAACUAUCAAGGGAAAGGGCUUCUUUGCUGUGAUUUUUGUUAACUUGGAAAUUGGGAUUGGAUUACAUUGAUCACAGUCCACGCUGGAAAGAUGAAGUAGGUCAAGCUGAUGAUGCAAAGAGAGCUUUCCCUCAAAUGUUUUGACAGACUCCUAGCUUAAAAAAGAUAGAGUAGGGUCAUACCAUUUUGCAGCCAGUCACGAUAUUGACUCUCCCCUGUGUGUACGUGCACGUGGGAGGAAAAGAGGAGAGGUAUCCCGUGUUUGUUCUCUCUUCAGUGAGUUGGAGGUCAGAAAAAAAUGUGCAAGGUAAAAGAAAACUGAAGGCAAAAGUACAUAAGAGACACAAGCGCAAUUUCCUUCCCUUUGUCAAGACACCUAUGACUGCAGUAUUCACCCCAAUGCUUUUGUCAGUCUUCCUGUUCAGAGGAUAUACGUGGUCUGACAGGCAUCCCCAUGAAAUUUUGUUGGCCGGUGGAAGAGUCAGUCAGUGGUGUAACAUCUAAAUCCUGCUGUCAGGGGUCGAGUAAUGUGCUAGUAAGAAAGGAGCUCUCAUAGGCAGAACAUCCCAUGUGUUGGAUUGGGCAAGUACCAUCCUUUUUAAUAGUUGCAAAAACAGUUCUCCUCCCAUGCACUACCUUUUAUUUUAUUUUAUUUUAUUUUAUUUUAUUUUAUUUUAUUUUUUGUGCUGUAUGGUACAUUCAGCAAGGUAGCUGGGAAUGCAGUCCUUGUAGGGACUGUGCAUGAUUCAUGAUGUCUUUGCAGCUGCAGAAUUGUUUUGAACUGAGUAGCAUGCCUGACAUCUGAUCUGGAUGUGACUCUGAGCCUAGUUAGGCUGCUGCUAGCUCUGGGUGGAGGCUUGGAGGGCUCUUUUAGUUCAGGACUAAACAAUGCAGAAGACUAACAUCUUUGCAGAGCUAUGGGGGUGGAGAGCACUCACGUGACUAUGCAAAAGCAGCUUAGCUCCUGAAUUCGAAGUGCAGUAUUUUAAAUGGACUUCAGUCAUGCAGGAAGCUGAAUUUAGAACAGGAUCUUGCACACACAGCCUUCUAUGCAUACUUCUAUCCAAGAAGUGUUUAAUGACUGAAACUUCUAAGCUUGAGGGAGAUAGGCGUUCAGCUACAGAGGCGUGAAGAGUGCUGCGGAUGCAGUUUGAAAUUAAAAAUCCUAUAAACUUGCCAAUGAAAACUGCUUUACUGAGUUGAGUCACUACAGCUCAAUAGGCUGCAUGUAUAUAUUCACCGUGCUGAUAAAGCUUACUGGAGCCUUUGAACCAGUGCUAGAGUUUGUGUUAUCACAUUGCAACAAGACGUGACAGUGGCACAAGUCUGCACCAAGGGGAGAUACCCCCUAUUAGAUUUAAAGCUUUUUUGUUGGUUUGGUGGCAUAUACAAGAAAGAAAUUAAAAAGAAGAAUACUUAAAAGUGAGGAUUUGCUGUGACUGGUAACCAUUGCAGUUGCUCUCCUCUCCUCAUUUUUCGCAGACUUGCACUCUGAAAUAUUUUUUUUUUCCUUUUUUUGAACACCCAAUUCUAGAAAUUCAGAGGCAUUCACUGCAGUUCAGCAAAUCAGAAUUUGAAUGUAUUACUUAAAAUAUUAUUUUUAUGGAGAUAGUGUAUUUUUUUGCAUUUAGGAUCUGGCAGUAGAAAACACUCCUACAGAAUAGUUUCUAGGCAUGUAAUAAAAGCUUGGAGAUCUUGAUUUGCCUGACAACUGUAUGAACACAUUGUUUAAUUAUACAACACUUGAAAAUAACAUUAAAGGUAAGCAUGCAGUGUUUGGGAUUCAAUAUCCCUAUGCUGUUUAUAUUUGCAGCUUUUAAUUACUUUUUCCUUUUUUGCUUCAAAAAGAUGUGGGACCAGAAAUUCAUGUGUGUUUACACUUGUGAAGUAAGGGCACAUCAAAAUGCUACACAAAAGUUGUCAUGUUUUACAAGCCAAAUCUGGGUAGAGUGAAUAUGUUUAUAAAAUAGUGCAUCGGUUGGGGGGUGGCAACCCCCCAAAUAAAACCCAGAGAAAUGAACCCAGAACAAAUGUGCUGCUUUAGGCCUGUGUUACAAACAGUCUCUGUUACGUGUCAUGAGAUCUUUGAAACAAAACCUUUCUGCUUUGUGGCUAUCGGGAGCAGAAGGUGCCGAUGGGGCUAAAUCAGGCUGGGUGCUGCCAGUGGUUGCUGAGGCCUUCCAGUCUACUGAUGUCCUUAAAUUCUGCUGUUUGGGGUGUUCUUCAGCUACCAGCAUAUUUGACCAUGUCAGUGAUGUGGGUGGUAACUUCAGGAGGUCAUCUACCUCAAGCCGGGAUGGGACAAACUGUUAGUUAAGCACGUUUGGCCACCUUUGCCAGUGUUGACACUGUUGAGAUGGUUUUGGAUAUGUUAUGCUUGCAGUCUUUCAUAUUCAAGUCAGGGAUACAAGUUAAUUGUGCAAAUAGAAAAGAAAAAUGCCACAUUCUGCUGUUGCAGGUAGCUGAAUGGUAGGUGAGGGGAGAAAACAGGUUUCAAGGGGCUGACGGCCCGUCUGCAAGCAUCAAGUUUCUUUUACUGCUUACUAUGCAAUGUAGAGCUUUGAACUUUAGCUUUUACUUCAAGCUGCAGAGGAGCACUGUCCUUCUUCAGUAUUUAGGAACUGAACACUCUCCCAGUCUCCCUGACACUCACUUAACAGGUAAAGGAUACCUAUUUGCUGCUAUGGACUUAACGUACCUUUCAGAUUGUUCCUUUCUGCUUCUUGCCCCCCUUUCUCUUGAACCACAAGACACAGUUUUAUUAUAAACAUAUCCUUUUUGGGUAGCUUUCCUUUUUCUUACCAGCCUUUCCCCCCUUCCUACCUGCCAGAGUGCUAUAUUACUGUAUAUAAAACACCCCCUUUUAGUUAGACUAUUUAAAGAGGUGCAGCAUGAAUACAGAUUCCUUGCUUUUCUUUCACUAAAAGAUUCACUCUGAAUCUUAUUUCCUUUACUGCUAAUUCCAGUUGUUUUUUCCCAAACUGCACUAAAACCACUAGUAGGUUUACGAAUGUCUGUUGUCUUUUCCUGGAUAUCUUAUAAGAUGAGGCUAACAUUGGUCAUUUUAAGUGUUAAACCUUUCUACUUUCAUGCUUUUCUUACAAUUUCCUUUUACCAGGUUAAGAUUGCAGCCUAGGUAAAUACCAGAUUACGUUUUUGUUUUAGAAACAAAUUCCCUGAAUUGUUCAUAGAAUAUUGUAUUUUUAGGGGAAAUUAAUUUUUAUAGUCACUAAACUAUACUCAUUAUUUUUGUACGUUUGCAACUUCUGACAUUUUUCAGAGAUGUGUCGCAGAGGGAACGCUUAUUUACAUUGCUGUUUUAUUACUUCUGUGUGCUGUAGUCGUGUUGCUUCGUACCACAGAAGCACAUACCUUGCUGUGCAAUGGGAGAGAAGAAUGCAGUAGGAGUGAACAAGGUUUCAAUAAAAGGUCAUUUCUGAAGGCAAAAUAUAUAUAUAUAUAUAUAUAUAUAUAUAUAUAUAUGUAUAUUACAGAAGCAACGCUAACCUUUCCUCCUCUUAAAAUCUUAAUAACAUAUGGGAGAAAAUAUGGUGUAAAAUGCAAGACGAGAACCCUUACUGUAAGCUAACUGUGCCAAUAUCGCUUCAGUUUGUAGUCACUGAUUGUUCCUUAGUUUUAAAUGACAGCUUUUGAUUUACAAAAAGAAAAAAAAAAGUUGAAUGUCUGAAAAUUUGCAACAUGUUUAUUUGAGAGUUGUAAAUAAUGUAUACAGAUCGUUGUCUGUGAUGGGACAAAAUAUUUAAAUUCUAGUUUUUUUUUGUUUUUGUUUUUUUUUCAACAAGGAGCUGAAGGCUGUUUAUAAGAGGAAAAUAAAUAGCUUAUGUUUGA
Cygnus atratus (black swan) is the source of this 7196-nucleotide messenger RNA. RefSeq names its product MOB kinase activator 1B (gene MOB1B). Gene Ontology annotation, molecular function: protein kinase activator activity. The transcript has 6 exons. Lineage: Eukaryota; Metazoa; Chordata; Aves; Anseriformes; Anatidae. The record is from RefSeq and is a predicted model, not a curated record. The coding region runs from base 494 to 1018 and encodes 174 amino acids. Gene Ontology annotation, biological process: hippo signaling; positive regulation of protein phosphorylation. Gene Ontology annotation, cellular component: nucleus; cytoplasm.